This is a messenger RNA of Pecten maximus, 1102 nucleotides long. Its product is annotated as L-selectin-like. The coding region runs from base 81 to 914 and encodes 277 amino acids. Lineage: Eukaryota; Metazoa; Mollusca; Bivalvia; Pectinida; Pectinidae. Gene Ontology annotation, biological process: biological process involved in interspecies interaction between organisms. The transcript is spliced from 9 exons. Gene Ontology annotation, molecular function: protein binding; carbohydrate binding. The record is from RefSeq and is a predicted model, not a curated record. Gene Ontology annotation, cellular component: external side of plasma membrane.
UAGCCACAGAGUGUGGUCGGUGGCAGAUUUCUGUCUUCCUUGUCCGAGACACGGGUGUGGACAUAUAGACCAUUUCACCGAUGCUAGACACAAUGACAGGGUUCACAAUCCUGUUAUUGCAGGUGCUGCUGGUCACUUUCGUUGAAUCACAAUUGAGCCUGGAAUGUCCAGCGGGUUACGACAUAAAGGAUUCGUAUUGUUACAAGAAGGUUUAUGCAACUUUUCCCUGGGAAAAAGCUCAAGAUGCAUGCGAAAGAGAGGGAAGUCGACUUGUAUGGAUUGAUGACUGGUAUGAAAAUGACUAUGUUCAAAAGUUACUAACUACGGCACCAGAGAAAAUGUAUUGGACAGGUUUAAAAAAGACGGACAGUGAAUGGAAAUGGACAGGAAACUCUAAAAGUUAUAAUCUCUAUUAUGGCUUUUGGGAAACAAUGCAGCCAGACACCAGUAGUGAUGCAGAGUGCGUGGCUGGAAUGGUGAAUGGCAAUUGGAUGCUUGUACCAUGUCAGAAAAUGUUGCCGUUCAUUUGCAAGACAACAGCUUACCCACCUGGUUCAUUUAAAUGUAGCAAGGGACCCGCCAUCAGUAAUAUGCAUAAAUGUGAUGGGUAUAAUGACUGUGAAGAUGGUUCCGAUGAGGUACCAUGUGACUCUGGUUCGUAUUGUAACUGGUACAGCUCAGCAUCAAGUGGAACAAAGCAAAUUUACUACCUCACGAGUAAGACAUGUCUGUUCACAUUGAAGGCAAACAUUGGUGAGAGGAUAAAAGUCACGCUUUCUUCUGCACUUACAACCAUAGAAGAGCAUGCUGAUUCACUGAAGGUAUACACUGGUGGCUUAACAACAUCUGAAAGCUAUUUAAUAGGUACAGUGAAAGGUUCCUUGAGUCAAGGGACAGACUUUCAUCUCUGGUAACCAUUACAUGAUCCUAAGGAUGACAACUGACCAAUCACGGGAAGGCCAAUUCAUCACCAUGACCUGGACCAAUGUUGUCCCAGAGAUCUUCAACUCACCACGCAGCUUGACUGGUACCUCAUCCUACACAGAACUGUUAUCGCCAUUCUAUCCUAGUAUGUUACCUUCAGAUCUGGCUAUGGCCUGGG